Chroicocephalus ridibundus (black-headed gull) is the source of this 2667-nucleotide messenger RNA. It is a transcript of the gene RPS6KL1, whose product is annotated as ribosomal protein S6 kinase like 1. Bases 112 to 2058 code for a protein of 648 amino acids. Gene Ontology annotation, biological process: protein phosphorylation. Gene Ontology annotation, molecular function: ATP binding; protein kinase activity. NCBI's taxonomy places the organism in Eukaryota, Metazoa, Chordata, Aves, Charadriiformes, Laridae. The transcript is spliced from 11 exons. The record is from RefSeq and is a predicted model, not a curated record.
CCGCCCCGGGGGCGCGCGGCGGCGGCACGCGGGCCCGGUGCCGCCCCGCCGCAUCUGCCGGCGCCGGGGGAUGCUGCCGGCGGGGCUCGGCCAGGGCGGCGGUGCGGGGCCAUGAUCCGCCCGGAGGCCGAGCCUUGCUCCCGGGCGCUGGCGCAGGCCCGCGUCUACCUGGGGCAGCUGCGGAGCCGCGUCUCGCCGGCGGGGCCCGAGGGCGGCGGGCGGCGGGACUACCUGGUGGAGGCGGCGCGGCAGCUGCGGCUGGCGCUGGAGCGGGACGUCAGCGAGGACUACGAGGAGGCCUUCAACCACUACCAGAACGGCGUGGACGUGCUGCUCCGCGGCGUGCAGGUUGACCCCAACAAGGAGCGUCGGGAGGCUGUGAAGCGGAAGAUCACACAGUACCUCAGGCGUGCAGAGGAGAUCUUCAACUGCCACCUCCAGCGGGCUGCGGGGGGUGGCAACCCCACCGCCACGGGUUACAGCAGCCUGCGCUUCCGGCCGAUCAGGACGCUGAGCUCGGCGGUGGAGAACCUGAGACGGUGUAAGGUUGUGGGAGUGAUCGAUAAGGUGCAGAUCGUCCAGGAUCCGGCCACUGGUGGGACCUUUAUACUUAAGAGCCUCCCCAAAUCCCAUGUUGAGACCCGUGAGCGACAGACCAUCAUCCCUCAUGGGGUCCCCUUCAUGGUCAAGCUGCUGUGCUACUACGUGAGCGAGGACUCCAUCUUCCUCCACCUGGAGCACGUGCAGGGGGAGACACUGUGGUCUCACCUCCGCUCCAAGUACCGUGUCCAGCAGGGCUCUGCCGAUGCAAACACCGUUCAAGCCCUGAGGAACCGUGGCAGAGAGGACGGUGUGGGAAGCUCCCAGGGCAGCGGCCAAGUCUCCGUCUUCUCUGCUCGAAUGGGCAGUGACCUCCCAUGCUCUACGACCCACCGAGUAUUGGGAAACACGGAUGCCUUGCCCCCUCGGGAGCAGUCCCCUGACCCCAUGGACUUCGACUCAGGGAACCACUGCCGGCUUCACCCCGCUCCUGCUGGUGGCACAAGGGCUACACCUGGAGGGCAGGACCUAAGCGUCACCCAGGCUACGUCUGGCAUCAUGGACCAUGUUCCAGCAGCAUCAGCCAAAGGCCCCAGCCACCUUACCAACCAGGCCCUGGUCAUCUAUCCCUGGGACGCUCUAAGGAGCAGCACGGGCUGCGUAUCGGAGAGACCAGCCUCCCAACAAGACCCCGGGCCAUGUGCCGGUGGAAGGCUUCCCCAGACACCCGGCCCCGUACCAAAGACUGCGAGAGGGGACCAGCCAGGGGCAGGGGAGCUGCCGUCUCAGCAAGUGUCUGAGGUCCCCUGGGCUCGGCCUCUCCUGACCUCCUCGGGUCAGCGGCAGCUUCAUGCAGGAGUUGCCCCCUCCAGCUCUGUCAAGCCCCAUGGGCCCGACCCAGCGGCGCGGGAGCCCUCGCGGGGAGCAAACCUGACCCGUGGCCAGCUCAGAGAGCAGCCGCUGUCAGGACAGUGCCAGGCUCUGGCUUCCCAUGGGCACGGCCGGAGAGCGUGGGCUGUGAAGGAGGAGCAGGUGCAGCUGUGGGCAGCGGAAAUCCUCCUGGCCUUAGAGGGACUUCACCAACAGGGUGUAUUGUGCCGGGACCUCAACCCCAGGAACGUGCUGCUUGAUGCAGCCGGUCACGUCCGUCUCACCUUCUUUGGCCAGUGGACAGAGGUGGAGCCCCAGUGCUGCAGCCAGGCACGGGAAGAAUUGUACAGUGCCCCAGAAGUGGGGGGGAUCACGGAGCCCACCGAAGCAGCUGACUGCUGGAGCUUUGGCGCUCUCUUGUACGAGUUGCUGACAGGAGUGCCAUUGUCCCAAAACCACCCUUCAGGGAUUCAGCCUCACACCCAGUUGCAUCUGCCGGAGGGGCUCAGCCUGGCCGCUACGUCGCUGCUCACUGAGCUCCUACAGUACAACCCAAAGCGGCGCUUGGGCUCUGGAGGAGGUGGCUUGGCAAAGCUGAAGUCCCACACCUUCUUCAGCACCAUCCCGUGGAACAAGCUGGUGGGCUAGGCAGGCUGUCCUUCCCCCAGGGAGCUGGGCACAGAGCCGCUCUCCCAGGCACUUGUCACCGCUGGUGGCACUGGCAGGUCUGCCUGCUGGGGGGGGGGGGUGCGUGCAAGGGCUGCCCCAGGGUGGGGUACGCAUGGUGUUUUGCAGCCUUACAUGUUCUUCCGUCUCUGCUUGUGUUUGUUGGCGUGUCUGAGAGAGGAGGCUGCGGUCUGGGCCGGGCUGUCUUCUCCUCUAGGUCCUUCCUGGUGGGAAAGGGAUCCCAGGUGCCCACCCCUGGUGAGAGGCCAUGCUCCCCUUCUGGGACAUACCUUGCUCAGCUUAGCCCCAUGCCCUGCGACUCCCUCCCUAUGAUUUUUAUCUCUGCUGCUACCACAGUGACCUCCCCCCUGCCCUGUUAUUUUUUUGUGGCUUUCAAGUGCAUCUCCUCCAGGCCCCACUGGCUGGUGCCCGAGCCCGGCCCCUGUGCCCAUCCCUGGCUGCAUGUGUGUAUGUGGGUAAUGCCUGCUGCAGGGGUGAGAGGGGAAGGAGCCUUCUGCUCUUCUCCGCCCUCCCCCCGGGCUGCUGAAAAGAAUAAACCUCUCAUUAUCGCUUGCAGAAGUAGCAUCCUUU